Messenger RNA from Thecamonas trahens ATCC 50062, 2691 nucleotides. RefSeq names its product fibronectin type III domain-containing protein. NCBI's taxonomy places the organism in Eukaryota, Apusomonadida, Apusomonadidae. The transcript is spliced from 2 exons. Bases 1 to 2691 code for a protein of 896 amino acids. The record is from RefSeq and is a predicted model, not a curated record.
AUGAUUGUCUCGGACAAGUUGCGAUUGGCGAGAGGCUGGGAUGUCGUCAUCGGAUGUGCUUCCUCGGCUACCAUUGUUCUCGUCACGAACGAUGGCUCUGCUACCUUUGCCCCUCCCACCGUCAUCGCGAGCGAGUUUGUCAAUGGCAUCGCUCAUCUGACAACAGCCCUCAUCGACGCCGAUGCCCAUUGGGAUCUCGUCGCGGCUUCAGCUGGCAACUCGUCCGUCGUCUGGAUACGCAACAUCGACUCGGCUGGCUCCUUUGCCGCCCCCCAGCUCGUGGCUGACAAUCUCGACGCCGUCGCCGCCGUCGCCGUCGGUGACGUCAACGGUGACGGAAGCAACGACGUGGUUGCUGCGGUCGAGAAUGCUCAGCAAAUUGUGUGGAUCGCUAACAAUGGUACCGGCACCUUUGCGCUUCCUCUCGUCAUCGACAGUGGCAGCCUCAAUGGCGUCCGCGCCGUCGCCCUUGGUGACAUCAACGGCGACGGUCGACUCGACGUCGCCGCCACACCGGCGUUUGAAGACGUCGUUGUGUGGUACGCCAAUCAUGUGGCCAUCAAUGGCACCUUUUCGUCGCGCCGCAUCGCCAUGACCGCAACCGAUGACGUCUCGGACGUUGUCCUCGCAGACCUGGACUCGGACGGCAUUCUCGACAUUGCCGCCGUCUCGCUCGCUGAUGACAAACUCGCGUGGGCUCGCGGCGUCGACGGUGCCGGCACCUUCUCACCGCAGAUUGUCGUCUCUACCGCGCUCAACGGUGCCCGCUCGGUCAUCGCCGUCGACGUCGACUCGGACGGAGACCUUGACCUUGUCGCCUCGGCCGUCUACGCCAACAUGCUCUACUGGGCCGAGAACGUCUCGCCUGCUCGCGGCUUUGGCCCUGCCCAGAGGCUUGCUGUCGACUUUACCGACCCGUCUGCGCUCGCAGUCGCAGACAUCGACGGUGAUGGCCGCCGUGACAUCAUCGCCUCCAGCGCCGCUGGCACAGGCCCCGUUGCCUGGUUCCGCAACACUCCGCCGAGCUCGACGUGGUCGUCCGACAUCACCAUCACCUCUACCGCCGACGGCAUCCGUCACAUCACUGUCGCAGACAUCGAUGCUGACGGUGACCUCGACGUCGUCUACGUCAACUACGGCGACGACUCCAUCCGCUGGGUGAGCAACACCAACGGCGCCGCCGACUUUGCCGACCCACGCACUAUUACCACCGUUGCCGAUGGCGUUACUGCCGCCGCUGCUGCCGACAUCGACAACGACGGCGACCUUGAUCUCGUCUCGGUCUCAGAGCGCGACUCAAAGGUUGCCUGGUACGAGAACCUCGAUGGUCGCGGCUCGUUUGGCCCGCAACAAGUCAUCACCACCACCCAUCCCGGCGCAUUUGCCCUCCGCGCCCUUGACUUUGACCACUCGGGCUCCAUCGACAUCAUCUACGCCGCCGUCGACGACGACUCGAUCGUGUACCUCUCCAACACCGAUGGCCGCGGCUCGUUUGCAUCCCCGGUUGUCGUCAACGCUGCCUGCGCCGGCGCCGCCUCGGUCGCCGUCGCAGACCUCAACGACGACUCCGAGUUUGACGUCAUCGUCGCCUGCCGUGGCAGCGACAAGGUCGAGUGGCACGCCGGCGUUGGCGAUGGCUCUUUCGGCCCUGCCCAGCCCGUUGAGACCACUCUCAAUCGUCCCGUCGACGUGCAGCCGGCAGACAUGGAUGCUGACGGUGACAUUGACGUUGUCAUUGUUGCUUCGCUCUCUGCUGCGGUUGUCUGGCGCGAAAACUCGGACAGCGCCGGAACCUUUACCACCACGAACACCAUUGCCUCAGGUGUGGACCUUGCUGGCAUCGCCUCUGUCACCGUCGCCGACUUUGAUCUCGACGGCGACCUCGACAUCGCCGUCGCCAUCUUUGAUGAGAACGUUUUCUCCUGGUUCGAGAACUACGCUAGCGGCGUCUCGUGGUCGUCCAAGCGGGAUAUGUACAGUGGCUCGGGUGCCUUUGCCAUCACUGCCGCCGACAUCGACGCCGACGGCGACAGCGAUCUCAUCGUCGGUACUCAGUACUCGGACAAGCUCGUCAUGCUCACCCGCUAUCUCCGCGGCCCGUUCCACAACUACUCUGCCCCGGCAGUCGCCUACGCUCCGACAUCGCUUGCUUGCUCCUCCGCGCCACACACCCUUGCAUGCAUCACCGAGAGCCUCGGCGCGCUCUCGUGGUGCGAGCAGCAGACACUCCUUCUGCCAUCUGCUGACUUUGUCAACUGCCGCCGUGACACUCACAUCCUUAUCGAGCGUCCGGUUGCCCUCGCGCCUCUCUCCUCCUCCGGCCGUGUCGCCAUUAACUGCACCGCGGCCGGCGGCGGUGUCACCUUUCGGGUCACGCCCCACAGCUCGCCGCUCAUCGACACGCUUGGCCAUCUCGCGAUCUCCGGCAUCGACAUUGUUGGCAUGACCACCGGCCGGAGCUCGCUCUACGCCUCGCCGGGCAUUCGCGCUGAUGGCGCAGGCGUCCGUCUUCGCCUUGCUGCGCUCACCGUCUCGCCAUAUCUGCACGAGGGCCGCGGUGGUGCACUGCUCGCAUCAGGCGGCGCCGAGCUCGAUUUGGCCGCCGUUACCAUGACACACAACUCGGCGUCGUUCCGCGGCGGGCGCUCUUUGCCACUGGCGCCGGCACCCGGGUCACCACUACCGAUCUGA